AUGCAAUUGUCGGACAGCGAAGAAGUGCGAGAAAUAUUGUCAUCGGUUGGUAUGAAUCACUUUAAAUAUGAUAACAAAAUGAUGUUGAUAUCUGAUCCCGAGGGCACAGUUGUCGCUCAAGACAUCACUACAGGUAAAUUGUUGGGAUUGUGUAGUGGUAUUAAUCUAUCCUCAGAUUUGGCGUUUAUUAAUAUAUAUGCAGUAAAACCAGAGUAUCAGGGAUUAGGCAUUGGAUCCGCUCUUUGGGAUAAAGCCAUUGAACACAUCGGCGACAGAAAUGUGAUAAUAUAUACCGGAGAUAAGAAGAUAGAAAAUUAUUACAAAAAUUGUCGCAAUUUUUCUGUUGUUCACAAACGAAAAAAACUUAUAAUGACUGGUAAUCCUGUGCUCAAGAGUCUGACCGAUAGUAUUCCCGGCAUAUGUUUGGUAGACAUGAAUGAUAAGAAUAUCGCGGAUGUGAUUGAAUACGACAAACAGGUCUGCGAUGGACUCGACAGGAGUGUACAGCUCAGGGCACUCAACGGUCAGUUUAAAACUGCAAGUCUUGUGGCCAUUGAUAAGUGCAAUAAUAAAGUGAUGGGUUAUGGCACGAUAUUGGAGAAUACGUCCGAGAAAACAAUGCCUUCAUAUACUAUACGGACAAUGCAAUUGUCGGACAACGAGGAAGUGCGGGAUGUGUUGGUAUCGGUUGAUAUGAAUCAAUUUAAAUAUACCACUGAAAUGAUAUUAACCACUGAUCCCGAGGGAGCGUUUGUGGCUCAAGACAUCACUACAGGUAAAUUGUUGGGAUUGUGUAGCGGUACUAAUCUAUCACCAGAAUUGGCGUAUCUGUGUAUAUAUGCCGUGAGACCAGAGUAUCAGGGAUUAGGCAUUGGAUCCGCUCUUUGGGAUAAAGCCAUUGAACACAUCGGCGACAGAAAUGCCUCACUUUAUGCCUCCGAACCAAAAGUAAUAGACGUUUACAAAAAUCGUCAAAAUUUUAAUAAAAUUCCCGAAAGACGAGAACUUGUAUAUAAAGGAAAUUUUGUGACCGAAAGUCUGAUCACUAGUAUUGAUGGCAUAUCUGUUGUCGACAUGAAUGAUAACAAUAUCGCGGAUGUGAUUGAAUACGACAAACAGGUCUGCGAUGGACUCGACAGGAGUGCACAGCUCAGGGCACUCAACGUACCGUUUAAAACUGCAAGUCUUGUGGCCAUUAAUGACAGCAAUAAAGUGAAGGGCUUUUGCUUUCUAUGGGAGAAUAUUUUUGACAGCGAAGCAGUGCGAAAAGUAUUGUCAUCGGUUGGUAUGAAUCACUUUAAAUAUGCCAUUGAAAUGAUGUUCAUAUCUGAUCCCGAGGGCACAGUUGUCGCUCAAGACACCAUUACAGGUAAAUUGUUGGGAUUGUGUAGUGGUAUUAAUCUAUCGUCAGAUUUAUCGUAUAUGAAUAUAUAUGCCGUGAAACCAGAGUAUCAGAGAUUAGGUAUUGGAUCCGCUCUUUGGGAUAAAGCCAUUGAACACAUCGGCGACAGAAAUGUGAUUUUAUAUCCUUUGGAUAAGGAAAUAGAAAAUUAUUACAAAACUCGUCACAAUUUUACUGUUGUUCCCAAACGAAGAAGACUUAUAAUGACUGGUAAUCCUGUGGUCAACGCUUUGACGGAUAGUAUUCGCGGCAUAUGUUUGGUUGACAUGAAUGAUAAGAAUAUCGCGGAUGUGAUUGAAUACGACAAACAGGUCUGCGAUGGACUCGACAGGAGUGCACAGCUCAGGGCACUCAACGGCCAGUUUAAAACUGCAAGUCUUGUUGCCAUUGAGAAGUGCAAUAAUAAAGUGAUAGGUUAUUGUUUUGUAUUUGAAAAUCUCCACGAGUAUCAGAGAUUAGGCAUUGGAUCCGCUCUUUGGGAUAAAGCCAUUGAACACAUCGGCGACCGAAAUGCUAUUCUAUAUCCUAUAGAUAAGGAUAAAGAAAAUUCUUAUAAAAAUCGUUACAAUUUUACUGUUGUUCCCAAACGAAGAAUACAUAUAAUGACUGGUAAUCCUGUGAUCAACGGUUUGUCGGCUAGUAUUCACGGCAUAAGUUUGGUUGACAUGAAUGAUAAGAAUAUCGCGGAUGUGAUUGAAUACGACAAACAGGUCUGCGAUGGACUCAACAGGACUGUACAGCUCAGGGCACUCAACGGCCAGUUUAAAACUGCAAAUACCAAAUUGGGAGACAAAACCGAUAGCGUACUGGUGCUGCACAUCAAACGAUAA
This is a messenger RNA of Medioppia subpectinata, 2232 nucleotides long. The record is from the annotation of a GenBank genome assembly. NCBI's taxonomy places the organism in Eukaryota, Metazoa, Arthropoda, Arachnida, Sarcoptiformes, Oppiidae.